Messenger RNA from Trematosphaeria pertusa, 2313 nucleotides. Its product is annotated as glycoside hydrolase family 18 protein. The record is from RefSeq and is a predicted model, not a curated record. The annotation marks the transcript as partial. Gene Ontology annotation, biological process: carbohydrate metabolic process. NCBI's taxonomy places the organism in Eukaryota, Fungi, Ascomycota, Dothideomycetes, Pleosporales, Trematosphaeriaceae. Gene Ontology annotation, molecular function: hydrolase activity, hydrolyzing O-glycosyl compounds; chitin binding. The transcript has 2 exons.
AUGGCGAGAGUCAUAGCCUUUGGGCUGCUCUGGCUGCUGUCGUUCCAUCAUACCAAUGCAGCUUUGAACGGUACCAAUACCACCUACCUUCGCCACCCUAACAACGGAACCGCGCUGUAUCCACCGCUUUUCGAACUGCACUCUAACUCCACUCCACGGUUCAUCAACACGACUGGAAGGACCGCCAACCCAUUGAUCAAAGUGCUGCAAGACAAGAACCAAAAUGAUCGCAAGAGGAGUCUUUUUGGCUUUUCCCCCUCGAAGCGCAGCCACCACGGAAGUCAUGCCCGCUUCCACCACUCCAAGCGCGACGAUGGCGACGACUGGACGCUACCCGAAGGAACAUGCGCGCCCGGAACUCCCUGCGUUAACGGAGCGUGCUGCAGCAACAAAGGCAUUUGCGGCUUCUCUCCUGCAGAAUGUGGGACCAGCAACUGCAUUUCGAACUGCAAUGCUACUGCGCCCUGUGGCCAAUAUGCGAAGGAAGAAGAUAAGCAAUGUCCCUUGAACGUGUGCUGUUCCUUCUACGGCUUCUGUGGCGCGACGGACCUCUUCUGUACGACUGGUGGAGAGCAUCCAUGCCAGGAGGGUUACGGGAGCUGUGGUGACGCUCCGCGGCCGUCUUGCGAUGGAGGCGACAGCACGUCAGGCAGAGUUAUCGGCUAUUACGAAGGCUGGUCAACCACUCGAGCUUGCGAUAAACGACAACCAGAAGAUCUCGACCUGACCGCUUUCACUCACCUCAACUUCGCCUUCGCCUACUUCGACCCCACGUCUUUCCAAAUGGCGCCCAUGAGCGCGGGUGAUCCAGCCCUUUACCGACGAUUCACUGCGUUGAAGUCGAAGAAGCCGUCUCUGCGGACAUGGAUCGCCGUGGGCGGCUGGUCUUUCAACGACGCGACGAAUAUUCCCAACACGCGGACCGCUUUCAGCGACAUGGUGUCCUCGCACGGGAACCGACAGGCGUUCAUCGCGAGUUUGGGCCAGUUCCUCCAGACCUACAAUUUCGAUGGUGUUGACUUCGACUGGGAAUACCCCGCAGCAGACGACCGGGGCGGCGUGGAGGCGGACACUGCAAACUUCGUCACCUUCCUGCAGGAACUGAAAGCGGCGUUUGGUGAUCGGUACGGUGUCAGCAUUACUCUGCCGGCGUCCUAUUGGUAUCUCCAGGGUUUCGACGUGAAGGCUAUGCAGCACUAUGUUGAUUGGAUGAAUGUCAUGAGCUACGACAUUCACGGUGUCUGGGAUGCGGGAAACAAACAUACCGGGCCGUAUGUACGCCCGCAUACCAACUUGACGGAGAUCGAGGAAGGCCUCGACCUGCUGUGGCGAGCGGGCGUCGAUUCAUCCAAGGUGGUCCUGGGGCUGGGCUGGUAUGGGCGCUCUUUCACCCUAGCGGAUCCUUCGUGCAACACACCCAACGGCGCAUGCAUCUUCUCCGAAGGCGGCAAGCCCGGCGAGUGCACCAACUCGGCGGGCACCUUGACGAAUGCCGAGAUCAAUCGCAUCAUUGCCAAAGGAGGCACCACAACGGGCUUCGAUCGCCAAGCGGCCGUAAAGUGGAUUACGUGGGACUCUAAUCAGUGGGUCAGCUAUGACGACGGCGAGACCAUACAGCUCAAGAUCUCUCACGCAAACAGCCGCUGUCUGUCCGGUAAGAUGAUCUGGGCAGUUGACCAAGACGACUCACAAGGUUCGAGUACCAACGACCUCCUCGGCAUAGGACCCGCCAACGGCGUCUCUCCAGAAGAAGCCCAAAAGAUUAGGGACGACCUCGCCAAUGCCACCCAGGCCGCAGCUGUCGCAAGCUCCUGCUACUGGACGUUCUGCGGUGAUGACUGCACGCCUGGCUACUUCCCGGCCACUGUUGCCAGAGGCCAGGUUGCAGGCAUCCAACGCGACACGGAAUGUCCCGCGGACCAGUACCAAACAUUGUGCUGCGCCCCAGGAACUACAAUGGGCACGUGCAAGUGGGAUGGUUGGCGCGGCGUUGGUCUGUCCUGUGCUCCGGCGUGCAGUGACUCUGAUGCAACCAUUGUGGCGCGGAACUCGAACUCGGGCGAUCUCGACUGUAACGGCGGGUACCAGGCCUACUGCUGCAGUGGCUUUGUGCCAUCUUCAAGGACAAAUACAGGCAAUCUCGCCUUGGUCGGACAAGGAGGCAUUACGAAGCGUGGUCUCGGAGGAGGAGUCGCCGGUGGAGUACUUGGUACAUUGGCCUGCGUCGCACUAGUUACCGCCGCCAAUAUCGUUCUCGCGUCGCUUACUGCAGGUUUGUCCAUCAUAGGCUCGCCGGCAUUGUAUUCAGCAUGU